Molecule: messenger RNA, 5093 nt
Organism: Myotis brandtii (Brandt's bat)
Lineage: Eukaryota; Metazoa; Chordata; Mammalia; Chiroptera; Vespertilionidae
Gene: CACUL1
Product: CDK2-associated, cullin domain 1
Exons: 10
Coding region: 16-756 (246 amino acids)
Biological process (GO): ubiquitin-dependent protein catabolic process
Molecular function (GO): ubiquitin protein ligase binding
Source: RefSeq, a predicted model, not a curated record
AUCUCCAAGAUCUUAAUGAAUGUUAUAACUAUUGAAGAUUAUAAGAGCACAUACUGGCCAAAAUUGGAUGGUGCCAUAGAUCAGCUUUUAACCCAGAGUCCUGGUGACUAUAUCCCCAUAUCCUAUGAACAGAUAUACAGUUGUGUGUAUAAAUGUGUAUGCCAGCAGCACUCAGAACAGAUGUAUAGUGAUCUGAUUAAGAAGAUAACUAAUCACUUAGAGAGAGUCUCAAAGGAGCUGCAGGCCAGCCCUCCAGAUCUCUAUAUUGAAAGAUUUAAUAUAGCUCUUGGACAGUAUAUGGGAGCAUUGCAGAGCAUUGUGCCUCUUUUCAUAUAUAUGAAUAAGUUUUACAUCGAAACAAAACUUAACAGAGACUUAAAAGAUGACCUUAUAAAGCUGUUUACGGAACAUGUUGCAGAAAAGCACAUUUACAGCCUAAUGCCUUUACUUUUAGAAGCCCAGUCAACACCAUUUCAGGUCACACCUUCAACUAUGGCAAAUAUUGUGAAAGGCCUGUACACUCUCCGACCAGAGUGGGUUCAGAUGGCUCCAACUCUGUUUUCUAAAUUUAUUCCAAAUAUUCUCCCUCCGGCGGUGGAAUCUGAACUUUCUGAAUAUGCUGCUCAAGAUCAGAAACUUCAAAGAGAACUUAUGCAGAAUGGUUUCAUGAGAGGUGACCAGUCCCGGAAGAGAGCUGGGGAUGAGCUGGCUUAUAACAACUCAUCAGCAUGUGCGAGUUCCAGAGGGUACAGAUAGUGACUGUGUUGAAUGUACUUUCCUUCCUGCCACAAGGACACACUGGAGCUGCAGAGACUUUUCCGAGCACAGCGGGUCCUGCACUCAGGCGCUCUCACAAGGCUGCUCUCAGAAGAGGAUGUCGGACUUCUUACUUUGAUUUGUAAUUUUAAAAAACAAAACAAAAUUUUAACAAAAUAACUGUCAGUUGCUGCUAGACUUGGGGAUGAUUUUGAAAUAGGACAAUCUUUUAAUGAAACCUAUUAAUCCAUGAGGAACAGGCAUCUUGAAAAGUGACCGUUGCUAAGUGAAAUCCGGCAGCCCGAAUCAGCAGCUUCCUCCAAAAAUAUAAGAGCAGAAGAAUUUUUUAAAGCACUGUUUUAUUCAUUUGUGGACUUGGCGCUCGGCAUAUUGGUUUCACACAUCAAGAUACCUUUAGCUUUAAAAUCAAGCAGAUCAUUACAAUACAGUAUUUUUCACCCCUAACCAAAACAAACUCCUUUAAAAGAGUUGGUCUUUGUUUAGAUUUAGAAAGUCUUAUGAAAGGAAAAUGCUAGUUCUGCUUUUGCUAUACCUUCUUCCCCAUUAAUUCACAACUUUUUUCUACUCUGUGCCUUGAGCUUUGUGCACUUUGCAACUCUGUGACCAUGUUGUCAAACUCACAGAUGCUUCCUGAAAAAGCUUAUGGUAUCAUGGAUUAACCCUCCAAGAUGCCAGGAGUGGCUUCAUAGCAGGAUGCCGAGUGAGUGGGAAAACGAAACGUCGCAUAUUGGUCAGAUUGCCCCCGCCUCACCAUGGCAUAUUCAUGUUAAUGUCAGGGACCAACUCUUAUAGAACUUUUCCAUUCCCUCUACCACUUAACAUCGUUUCACCAGCUGCUGUAGUAUUGGCAUCGCACUGGUCCAGGCGUGGCCAGCACUUCAGCAAUAAAGCUCCCCUUUCAAUGUUGAGAAUCAUCCAACAGUAAAAGCUGGCUCCGGUGAUGCUCUAGGAAACGGAUGGUUAUUACAUCCCAAUAUAAGCAGUGGUGUGGGAUUCCUGAUCCAUUUCAUUUUAAAUGGGCAGGAUAAAUACUUUCUUUAAAAAGUCUGUAGUCUGCAUCUUGUAAACAUUAUAUCUAAGAAGUAGCACUGCUGCGUUUGAGGCCCCCUUCCAGCUGUGGCCAAGCUGUGUUUUGUUUUUCUACACCCACAGUGCUAUUUAGUUGUUUAGACUCUGCAGCUUAUUCUAGCUGUUCUUGAAAGGCAAAGAAAAAUAGAAAGAUGUGGCAAACGGGAAAAAAUUUUGUUCUCAAUUCUGCUUGACUCUAAAUUGAGCAUUAUGCUUGAGUCUAUUAGGCUGUGUCAGACUAAUGGUCACCUCUUCAGAGAACUUGGAGCAGAAAAAGAAGACAUUAGGGAUACUGUCACACUUCUGAUUUGCAGGAUUUUUUAAGAGUUGCCUCUGCCAAUUCAGUUUUUUUUUUUUUUUUAGGGGGUGGGAGAGUUAGAAGUGUGAUCUUAGGAGCAAGUAAGUCAUCUAAUAGAAGUCCUCUGUUUGUAAAAUUACUACUCAGAGAAGUAAAAGUAAAGGUGGUCAGAUUUUAUUUUUCUAAGUACUUGUCAACCAGAGUUGAUAGAUUUUGUGGAGGACUUGAGUUAGACUUAUUAAUUCUGUGAGUAUUUUGGAUUGUAUUGCUGAACACUGAAUUACUGUAAGAAUAUAUACGGGCUCUCCCUAUGCCCUGAAUAGUUUGAUUUGCUGCACCAGUAACAUUCUAGUAUCAAGGAAAAAUUCCAUUUUACCAUGAAGGCCAAAUUUUACUUUCUCAAUGGACUGCUUGCUGCAGGCUUAUAAAUAACAACUUGCAACUGAAGUCUUUCCUGAGUGGUUUUAAUAAUAUUUCUGCAGGAAUAAAAUUGGAUUUUUAAGAAAAAUGUUGAUAGGUUCUUCAGUAAUUUAAUAAUAUACCCAAAUGCUUUUCUGGGAGAGACUAUUGUUUGGCCAACAACAGAACUUUCCCUAUAAAAGCAUUGUAUUAUGAUGUGAAUUGGCAUUAAAACCGUUGGAUGUUUUUGCAUUAUUAAGUUAAUGGAGAAAUAUUUUAUAUUGUCUUCUUUUUAUUAUAAUAUAUGUGUAAACAAAAAGUGGGCAGAGUAAAGUCUGCGAAACUUAGUUUCUCUAAAGUUUUCGGCAGUGACUGUAGCCAGCCCUGGGUCAGGGCUUGGUCCUGCAAAGCCGGAGGAAGGCGCUGUAGGAAGAAUCUACACGUCCUCCUGGUGCACGUGACCUGUGGUUUCUCAUUUUCACCCCCGAGGUACAUUGCAGGAUGAAGAACCCAUUUCUUUAUUUCAAGCCAAAGUUGACCUUGCUUAUUUAAUUGGAGUUCUUAGCUAAAUUCUUAGUUUGCAACACGAGAAGAAAUAAGAUUUGUCCUCCAUUUUUGUUUUGACGAAGCAUUGUUUGCCAGAAAGUAUUUUCUCAUGUUUACCUGUAUUCUUGCCAGUAUAGUAUAUCGUUUCUCCACCAGUUGACUUUUGUGGGGCCCAAGUCAGAAAAUUAUACAUGCAGGUCGAUGGUCAACAAGUUGAUUUGGCUAAAUUGACUAGUGUGUGUGUGUGCAGCCUAAAUCUAAACCAUCCACAAGAAAGCCAGUCCAAUCACAUUGAAGUCAUGGCAUGAAAAAGUGUGAACAGAUGAUAAUGGUUCUGAGAGACGGUACUUAUUUUAAAGUUGGCUUGAAUCUUCAGUAACAGUGUCAUCCGAUGCCCUCUGUUGUCACAGCUGUACCCUAGCCCAGCAACUACUUUGUUUUUUUGUGGGGCAGAAAGCAAACCCUGACAUACAUAGUUCUUAUGUAGAAUCCGUGAGAAGAAACACCAACCUGGAUGCAGGAGUUGUGCGUUACUACAUUUUACAUUUUUCCUAUUCCUCUUACAAGUUUGAGGCAGCUCCCCUCCAUUUCUUUGGGGUACAGGAUGAAAACCUAUUUGUGAGUAAGAGAGAUUGCAGAAGAAUGGACGCCCAAGGCGGUGACCACUGCACGUGCGUCCCCAGCACUGCAGCCCCCUCAAGCUGCCGGUCCUCUUGCUCCAUGCUUCUCGUCGGGUUGCAGAUUUGCACACACAAAGAAUUCCUCAGGAAGAGUUUGCACAUACAUCACCUUGCAAUAUUCUGUACUGACUGCACAGGGAUUCGAACGUCCUUCAGCACAAAGAGAACGUGGGAGUGGCGAUCGGUGCACACGCGCUAGCCAGAGGUAUGGUAACCCAGGGGACACGAUGGUUUCUGCAGGUAUGCAGUGAGCAGGAGCACUUGUAUCAUAGUCUUUAAUAAACCCUUUACUCACCCGGGUUGGUCAUCAUCUUAUGGAGGCUGGCUGUAAUUUCUUCUGUAUUUAUUCUGUUUUAUCACAAUUAUUUUCGUGAUUAUCAUGCAAGAGUUAUUGCCUUUAAGCCAAAUUGUUUAGUAAGCAGCUAUUGUUAAAAUAACUGAACAUUGUUUUAGGAGUGUACACUAAUCUGAGAUAUUAAAAAACUUUACAACUAAAAAACCAACACAAGACAACCCACAUUAGCUAUCCAGUCACUGUUAGGAUGUUUUCAGUUGAUUUUUUUAUGGUGUCUCAUUGAGCUUCAGAGUAUUAUGUUUACUUUACUCCAAGUCUAGGCCUCUUAAGGGGACUUUGAAGUUUAAGGUCAGAAUGUGAAUUCCGUGACUGACACCUGUAAGAGGUUUAUAGGACCUUUUUCGUUGUGUUACUGUUUUCAAUAUAAUCGCAUAAGAUGAAGUUUAUGUUUAUUGGAAGUUAAACAUAGUAGUUCAUGGAGAAAUGGAUUUCUUAUUAUUUUUAUUACCUUGUUGACAUUUGCCUCAGUUUCUGGCCACCAGAAUAUAGGAUGGGACAAAAGUAGGUUUACCAUUGUUUGUAUGUAAAAUACUACAAUAAUUAGUAAAUACUACAAUAAUUAAUUAUAAAUAAAUUCUGUUUCGCAUACUCACAACUGUAAACUUGCUUUUGCCCCACCUGUAUGUGAAAGAACCCCUAUUAUUUUCCAAGGAAAAUGAUUCCUCAUCUGUCCCUACUGUUUAUGAACUAAGUCAUUGACAUGUUCCCUCCUCCACUGGCCAAGCCCCUGUUUUGAAUCUCUCCACAGCCGAGUGGCAUAAGUGCAUACACUAUUUCUGCUUAUGUUGAUGUGGCUGUGGGAGAAUUACAGACAGUGCUGAUCAGAGGCACAUUAAGACCCUGUACCCCUGCUGGUUGGGAAUGAUCUUCAUUUCUGGUUGGACUGGAUUGUUUAGGGAAAUGUUAACAGCUUUCAAUUCUGGGAAAUUUAUAGUGUGGCUCUGGGGUGGAUUCUGUGGUUUGAAAAAAA